This is a messenger RNA of Stylonychia lemnae, 498 nucleotides long. The record is from the annotation of a GenBank genome assembly. Lineage: Eukaryota; Ciliophora; Spirotrichea; Sporadotrichida; Oxytrichidae.
AUGCAGGCAGGAACGGGAGUAGUCGAUGUUGUGGUAGUUGAUGAAAUUGGUGCUACUGUUGUAGUAGUAGUAGUUGUUGUAGUAAUUGGCAGAGGAGUCGUAGUUGUUGUUGUCGAGGUAGUUGUAGAUGUAGAACUCGUAGUUGAGGAAGUUGUAGAAGUAGUUGUGGUUGUCGUUGUUGAAGAGGUUGUUGACAUUGUAGUUGUAGUAGUCGUAGUUGUCGUUGUUGUGGUAGUGGUCGUUGUCGUGGUACUAGUUGUUGUUGUAGUCGUAGUGGUUGUAGUUGUGGUUGUAGUGGUAGUGGUAGAUGAUGUUGUUUCAGUAGUAGUAGUUUCAGUGAUACAAGCUCCACCCCAUUUAAAGGCCCAAAACCCAGCACUACUUAUACUUCUACCUCCAUAAUUAAGUACAAAAUAGAAAGUAUAAUCUGGAUAUGUAUUAUAGAUGCUAUUUAUUUUGAGAACUCCAGUCUAAGAAUCAAUAGAAUAAGCAGCUUGA